AACUAACCCCAAUCCCCAGCUCACCAUGCCGUCCAGCUCCAAGGCCUAUGUUAAUGGCGACGAGAAGCAUUUGGUCUGUGUGACCGGAGCAGGAAGCUUCAUCGGGUCGUGGGUGGUGAAGGAGCUCCUGGACCGUGGCUACCAUGUCAGGGGAACCGCCAGGGAUCCCUCGGACCAGAAGAACGCCCACUUGCUUGCCCUGGAUGGAGCGGAGGAGAGGCUCACCCUGUGCCGCGCCGACGUCCUAGACUACGGCAGCCUCAGCGCCGCUUUCAGCGGUUGCCGCGGAGUCUUCCAUGUCGCCUCCUCAACCAACAACGACAAUGAUUCCAUGGUGGUUGCUGUGGAGGGGACGAAGAACGCGAUCAACGUUGCGGCGGACAUGGGCGUGCGGCGCAUGGUGUUCACCUCCUCCUACGGCGCCGUGCACAUGGACCCCAACCGGAGCCCCGACACGGUCGUCGACGAGACGUGCUGGAGCGACUACGACUUCUGCAAACGAACUGGCAAUCUGUAUUGUUGUGGGAAGAUGAUGGCGGAGAUCGCAGCGACGGAGGAGGCAGCCAAGAGGGGCCUGGAGCUGGUUGUGGUGGUGCCGGCCAUCACGAUUGGCCCCAUGCUCCACCAGACGCUCAACUACAGCAGCGACCACGUCGCCCGCUUCCUCACCGGCAAAAAGCGGGAGUACCAGAACGCCGUCACCGCCUACAUCGACGUCCGCGACGUCGCCCGCGCGCACGCCAUCGUCUAUAAGCUCCACGACGCGCGUGGUGGCGGCGGCGGCCACCGCUACCUCUGCCUCAGCGCCGUGCUGCACCGCGCCCAGUUCGUGCAGCUGCUCCGGGACCUCUUCCCGCACUACCCCGUCACCGCCAAGUACCAGGACGAAGGCGACGGCAAGCCGAUGGUGAAGCCGUACAAGUUCUCCAACCGGAUGCUCAAGGACCUGGGCAUGGAGUUCACUCCUAUGAGAGAAAGCUUGUACGACACGGUGGUGAUGCUGCAGCAAAAGGGUCACGUAACUGUGCCUGCACUUCCGAUGCCCAAGCGUGCCCGUCUGUAAACCAAGACAGACACUACCGGAUUGGCAUGCCGGAUCACAGAAACAACGCUAUUUUCUUAUGACUGGCUGCUAUAUGUACUUUACUGCAUUACACCAUUAGGCCGGUCUAGCAAAGUCAGAGCAGUUUACAUUAUGUUCUAAAUAAUCACCCAUUUCAUACAUAAUAAACAGUAAUAUUUCGUUUCAA
Messenger RNA from Lolium perenne, 1250 nucleotides. RefSeq names its product cinnamoyl-CoA reductase 1. The record is from RefSeq and is a predicted model, not a curated record. Gene Ontology annotation, biological process: lignin biosynthetic process. Gene Ontology annotation, molecular function: oxidoreductase activity, acting on the CH-OH group of donors, NAD or NADP as acceptor. Lineage: Eukaryota; Viridiplantae; Streptophyta; Magnoliopsida; Poales; Poaceae.